UCAUUUCAUUCCGCGCCGAUUAGUCGUACGGCACGCACGUGCAUUGUGCUCUGAGUAUGUGUGCGUACACUAUGUGGUUGUUGUUGUGUGUGUGUGCGCUUGCGUACGCGCAAGACGGGCCCAGGGUGAACACUACACAGGGUGUUGUGGUGGGACAACGGGUGCAAGAUGGUGAUUAUUUGGCCUUCUAUGGGUUGCAUUAUGGUGGUAGCACGUCUGGUGUGAACAGAUUCAAGGCGCCUACCCCGCCACCAGUUUACCCUGGAGAAUUCCACGCCAUCGACAACACGAUACUAUGUGCCCAACCAAGCUCCCGCGGAAUGAUCGGCACAGAAGAUUGUCUGGUACUGAACGUCCAUACGAAAAAUCUCACAACUCCCAAACCGGUAUUUGUAUGGAUCGAAGGAGAAGAAUAUACAUCAACAGGCAAUUAUUUAUAUCCCUUCAAGAAUUUAGUACAGCAAGAUUUGGUGGUUGUUUCAAUUAACUAUCGUUUAUCGAUCUUCGGUUUCCUCUGUCUUGGUGUAACUGAUGCCCCUGGUAAUGCGGGUUUAAAAGACAUAAUCCAAGGUCUGAAAUGGAUUAAGGAUAACAUUGCUGGAUUUGGAGGAGACCCUAACAAUGUUGUUCUAUUUGGUCAUGGAUCCGGAGCUGCACUAGUUGAUUUGAUAACCUUGUCACCUUUAUCUCAGAAUUUAACACACAAAGCCGUAGUAGUAAGUGGAUCAGGGUUGGCUCCUUGGGCCGUAUCAUACAACCCUGUAGGCAGUGCUCAGCUAGUUGGAGAUAGAUUAGGAUACACAGACAAUUCGAGGGAAGAAUUGGCGAAGAAGCUCGCAUCUACUGAUAUAAGUUUGCUUUCACCCAUUCUUACGGACUUCGUGUCUUACAAUACAUCACUACUUUUCGCCCCUUGUGUUGAAAACGCUGACUUGAAUGCUAGCGAUACAUUCCUAGCAGACGCCCCGAUUAAUAUUUUGAGGUCAGGAAACUACAGCAAGAUUCCUUACAUGACCGGCUUUGUGGAUAGGGAAGGGACAUUGCGCGCGCACCAAGCCGCUUACGACGGCUGGCUUCAAAAGAUGAACGUCAACUUUACUGACUUUAUACCGGUUGAUCUCUCUUUCGAGAAUGCUGAAAUACGAACAGCAGUAGCACGUAAUGUGAGUGCGUUUUACUUUGAUCAAAGGCCGGUUUCUAUGGACACUAUCAAUGAUUACCUGGAUUACCACGGAGACGUUUUAAUACUUGUCCCUGUUCUGAGAGGAGCUCACGAAAGAGCUCGGGCUUCUGAUGAUGUGUGGCUAUUUAAGUUCACGUUCAGGGGUACGCAGAACUCUGAUUGGGCGUAUCCUCAAAUUCCUGUGAAUGGAGCCAGACAUGGAGCUAUUCUAAACUAUGUCUUCAACUACGAUUUAACAACGGCCGAUAAUGACGCGACCGCAGCGCUGACUGAACGCGUCAGGGCAUUCGCAUACACCGGAAUCCCUUCCCGAGCAAACAACGGCGCUACAUGGGAUCAACUCACUCAUAUAAGAGGAUCCGCCCUUCUGAUAAGCGGUGGAGAACCUACCCCCAAUUUAGCUAUUUACCAAGAAUCAUUGGCUACGAACCUCAAUCAGGAAACCGUUGUCUUCUGGGACGAUCUAUUCACUAAAUACUAUGUACCACCGAGUCCAGUGUCAGCUGCGAAUAGUUUGCUCUCUAUCGGGCUAGUCGUUUUAGUAGCCCAGGCGAUAAUUAAAUUAUUCUAUUAAAAUAUUUUCUUAUAAGUGUUAUAUAAAAAUAUGUACCGUAGCACAAAAGCAUUUACUUAGAAUUUUAGACCGUGUCACGCAAAAAGAGAACUGAAGAUAUUAUUGCAAAUUGUUAAAUUAAACUGUAUUUAAUUAAAUACGUAAGAAUAUAAUAUUAUUGAAUAGUUUGCAUUAAAAAAGCCUUUAAUACGCUUAAGAUCGGGCCCAAAUUUGAGACGUUUCAAGUUCGAUUCCUGACCGUUGAAUUUAGCACAAGCUUUUCGCUUACUUAGAGAGGAAAAGCCAAUAUGUUUAACGGUUAACAUUUUCUUUUUUAAUAAUAAUUAAUUAGUCGCAAAUUUGUGUGUGUUAGAAUGCGUUGUUUCAUUAGUCCGGUAGUGUUUGCAGUUUCAUCAAAGUCUGGUUUUCGUAGAUUUAGUAAUCAGUGUAUAUUUUUGUUAAAUAUUUAUUUCCAUUAACAAUAAAAUAUUUCAUUAAGA
Bicyclus anynana (squinting bush brown) is the source of this 2236-nucleotide messenger RNA. Its product is annotated as esterase FE4. The transcript has 3 exons. The record is from RefSeq and is a predicted model, not a curated record. Bases 57 to 1757 code for a protein of 566 amino acids. Lineage: Eukaryota; Metazoa; Arthropoda; Insecta; Lepidoptera; Nymphalidae.